Molecule: messenger RNA, 2387 nt
Organism: Cornus florida
Lineage: Eukaryota; Viridiplantae; Streptophyta; Magnoliopsida; Cornales; Cornaceae
Exons: 1
Coding region: 751-2352 (533 amino acids)
Source: RefSeq, a predicted model, not a curated record
GAUUCAAAGGACGGGGGUUGUGCUCUCUCAAACUGACAACGAAGCUCUGCAACUUCCUGCUGCAGAUCAAAGCGACUCCUUCCAGCCUCCAGGUCAGUCUCUCUCUCUCUCCUCUCUUUUCUUCCUCCUCCUUCCUCUUUUCUUUCUUUUUCUUCACAAACCCUAGUUUCUUUAUUUCUUCUUCAUUUUUUUUUUUCUUUUUCCUUUUUCACAAACCCAGAUUCUUUCUUUCUUCUUCAUCUAUUUUUUUUUUUGUUUUUUUUUCAUUUUCCUUUUUCAAAACCCCAGUUUCUUUCUUUUUCUUUUCUCUCUCCUUUUUUUUUUUCCCCCCGUUUUUCACUAACCCCAGUUUCUUUCUUCUUCAUCUAUUUUUUAUUUUUUGUUUUUUGUUUUCCUUUUUCAAAACCCCAAAUUCUUUCUUUUUCUUUUCUCUCUCUCCUCCCCCCCUCCACUAACCCCAGUUCACAAACCCGUCUUCUUCUUUUCUGGUAUUUUUCCUUUUUUACAGACCUUAAUUUCUUUCCUAAUUUCUUUCUUCUUCUUCUUCUUCUUCUUCUUCUUCUUCUUCUCUGUUGUCUUUAUUCUUGCUUUAAAUUUUAGCUUGUGUGAGUCGUGACUUAUUGACCUGUAAAUGAAUUGGAUUUCAUCUUUGAUUUAAUUUCAACUAUUGCAUAUGACUUAUGAAUUUGUAGCAAAUAGGAAUUUAUUUUUUCUUUGCUGACUGUUCUUUCUUUGCUGACUGCUGUAAGUAUGGAUUUUUUUUCUUUUCUUUUUAUGUCUAGGGAAUUAGACAUGUCAUUGUCUACAUCAGUUGCUAGUUGUACUCCUCAAUUCGAACAAGAUGAUAACAAACCACUUUGGAACUAUGUCACACAAUUAGAAAAAAUUGGUGGUGGAGGAGGAAAUUUUUUAUUCAAAUGCCACUUUUGUAAUAACGAAUUCAGGGGGUCUUGUACAAGAGUUAAAGCCCACUUGUUGCAGAACACUGGUAUGGGUAUUCGUAUAUGUCCAAAAGUCACAUAUCAGAAUAUUGCAGAAAUGCAAAAAGCAAUUGAAGAAGCCGAAUUGAGAAUUAAAAAUUCUAAACCAAAAAAAGUUCCUUUGCCGCCGUCUAGUGCAUCAUUGGGUGGUACUACUAGUCUCACUCAGGAGGCUUAUGUACCAAAGAAAAGAAAGGCAAGUGGGGGUGCCAUUGGGAAGGCAUUUAAUAAUGAUGCUUGGGAACAAUUGCACUCAGAGAUUGCUAGGAUGUUUUAUUCCGCAGGAUUGCCGUUUCAUCUAGCAAGAAACCCGUAUUAUGUGAGUUCAUACAACUAUGCUGCAAAUAAUCCUCUGUCAGGUUAUUUGCCUCCGGGUUAUAAUCUAUUGAGAACCACUCUACUUCAAAAAGAAAAGGCAAAUAUUGAUAGAUUAUUGCAACCAAUUAGGAGUACAUGGAAGGCAAAGGGUGUUAGCAUUGCAAGUGAUGGUUGGAGUGAUCCACAAAGGCGGCCUUUAAUUAAUUUUAUGGCUAUGACAGAAGGAGGUCCCAUGUUUUUGAAAGCUGUUGAUUGUUCCGGUGGAAUUAAAGACAAGUUUUUCAUUUCCAAUUUGUUGAAGGAAGUCAUAAAUGAGGUUGGCCCCCAAAAUGUGAUCCAAGUAAUUACAGACAAUACCCCAAAUUGCAAGGCUGCUGGACAACUAAUUGAAGGGCAAUUCCCUCACAUUGUUUGGACACCUUGUGUGGUCCAUACUCUUAAUCUUGCCCUCAAAAAUAUUUGUGCUGCAAAAAAUGUGGAAAAGAAUGAAAUUGCAUAUGCAGAGUGUGGUUGGAUUCUUGAUUAUGCUGAUGAGGUUACAAUAAUAAAGAAUUUCAUCAUGAACCAUUCAAUGAGAUUAGCUAUUUUCAAUGAGUUUGUCAGCUUGAAGUUGCUUUCAGUUGCAAAGACACGCUUUGCUUCUGUUAUUGUGAUGAUGAAAAGAUUUAAACUUAUAAAAGGUGGUCUCCAAGCAAUGGUCAUAAGUGACAAGUGGACUUGCUAUAAGGAGGAUGAUGUAGGAAAGGCCGAUUAUGUGAGAGAGAAGCUGUUGGAUGAACAAUGGUGGGGAAAGAUUGAUUAUAUCCUUUCCUUUACUUCACCUAUUUAUGACAUGCCAAGGGCUCGUGAUACCGAUAAGCCUUGUCUUCACUUAGUUUAUGAUAUGUGGGAUGCAAUGAUUGAAAAAGUGAAGAUGGCAAUAUAUAGGUAUGAAAGAAAGCGACAAAGUGAAAGUUCUUCCUUUUAUGAAGUGGUGCAUGGGAUACUUGUAGCUCGUUGGAACAAGAACAAUACUCCGCUUCAUUGCUUGGCAGAUUCACUAAAUCCAAGGUAAAUCAUUAGAUAUUAAUUUGUAAGCUAAAGAAGUUU